CAGAGUCCUGUGAAUGAACAUCAGCUUAAACAUGAAGGGCGUUCAUUUUCCUGUAAUGUGUGCAACAAAUCAUUCAGUCUGAAUAGUGGUCUGAAGAGACAUAAACGCAUACACAGUGGUGAGCGUCCUUAUACCUGUGAUGUUUGCAAAAAAUCAUUUGGGCGGAGGAGUGAUCUGAAGAGACAUCAGCACAUACACAUUGCAGAGCGUCCUUAUACCUGUGAUGUGUGCAAUAAAUCAUUCAGUGAAAGGGAACACCUGAAAACACAUCUGCGCAUACAUAGUGGGGACCGGCCACAUUCUUGUGGCGUGUGUAACAAAUCAUUCAGUACAAAGAGAGUUCUGAAAAUACAUCUGCGCAUACACAGUGGUGAGCAGCCUUAUUUCUGUGAUGUAUGCCAUAAAUCAUUCAGUACUGGGGAACAGCUGAAAAAACAUCAAUAUAUACAUAGUGGAGACCGUCCAUUUGCAUGUGAUGCAUGUAAUACAUCAUUCAGUCAGAAGAGUCAUUUGAAGAUACAUCAACGCAUACACAGUGGUGAGCGUCCUUAUACCUGUGAUGUGUGCAAUAAAUCAUUCAGCAGAAAAGGGGAUCUGACGAUACAUCAACGCAUACACAGUAGUGAGCGUCCUUAUUCCUGUGACGUGUGCAAUAGGUCAUUCAAUAGGAAGGGGGACCUGAAAACACAUCAGCGUAUACACAGUGGUGUGCGUCUGUAUUCCUGUGUUGUGUGUAAUAAGUCAUUCAGUCGGAAGAGUCAUUUGAAGGAACAUCAACGCAUACAUACUGGAGAAUGUCCAUAUUCGUGUGAUGUGUGUAAUAAAUCAUUUGGGCGGAGGAGUGUUCUGAAGAGACAUCUACUCAUGCAUAGUGAAGAAGGCUCCAAUGUCUUGUGAUAUAAUUAAUAAUUCAAUUGGAGUAAUUGUCCGAAGAGACGUUAAAGCAUCAUGAUCUGAAUAAUCAUCGGUGAUGUAUAGUAUGUGGUGUGAAUGGAGAAAUGUGUUGCAGCAAAGAAGAAAGGUUUGGUUAAAAAACUAGUGAAACUGAAGUGCUUUAAGGAUUCUAGCAAGACUUACAUUAGUUUUUAUGAACACACUUGUGUAAAAAUAGAUUUCUUGAGUUUAGAUGAUUUUUUACAGAAAAAGUAUUUUUUAAUGGCUGAUCAGUAUGUUGUGUUAUAAAAGGCUUCACCAUUUCAGUCUCCCGAGUUAUGUGUAGAAAGAAGGAAUUAGAAGUGUGUGAAGCAUCUCGUGUCUGACCAGCCACUGACCAAAAAUAAGAGAUUUUUGAGCCUGCAUCCAGUGAACAGGUUCUUAUUCAACAUUGUUCUUUUUUUACAUUAAUGAAUCAACAAAAUUAAAUAAGUCAUAAUCACCCUUCAUUAUGUUUUGUCCAACUUGUGUUAAUUCUAUUCAGAUUUGCAGAGCUAUUCAGUUUCACAAUUUAUUCUAAAGAAUUAAAUUUUGUGUGACGUCCACUGUGUAUAUAUUGGUGUGGUCAUAACUCCUGUCUAAAAAAAUUCUAUGGGAAGACUGACCACCUCGCCUUUUUCGUCUUCACUCUCCUUUUACCUUAUUAUGAGCAAGACUGUGGCAGUGAAGGCGUUUCUGGUUUGUAGGAAAUA
Zootermopsis nevadensis is the source of this 1625-nucleotide messenger RNA. NCBI's taxonomy places the organism in Eukaryota, Metazoa, Arthropoda, Insecta, Blattodea, Termopsidae. The record is from RefSeq and is a predicted model, not a curated record.